GAGUCUGGGAGGGAGGCUUGGUGGCUGGGAGGGCGGAGCGGCCCCGCCCUCGCGCCUCCUCCCGCCUGCCGGGGCUCCCGGGUCCAGUGAGGCGCGCCCGCUCCAACAGCUGCCCCGGGAACCCGGUGCGCUCGCGUCUUGCCGCAUCUGUCCUCGCUAUUGACGAGCCAUGGCCACCCGGCAGAUAGUGCUCCAGGGCCCGGGACCAUGGGGCUUCCGCCUGGUAGGGGGCAAAGACUUUGAACAGCCUCUCGCCAUUUCCCGGGUGACUCCUGGAAGCAAAGCGGCCAUAGCUAAUUUAUGUAUUGGAGAUGUAAUCACAGCUAUUGAUGGGGAGAACACCAGCAAUAUGACACACUUGGAAGCUCAGAACAAAAUUAAGGGCUGCAUAGACAACAUGACACUCACAGUGACCAGGUCUGAACAUAAAGUCUGGUCUCCUCUGGUGACAGAGGAAGGGAAACGUCACCCAUAUAAGAUGAACUUAGCUUCUGAACCCCAAGAGGUCCUGCACAUAGGAAGUGCCCACAACCGGAGUGCCAUGCCCUUUACUGCCUCACCUGCCUCCAGCUCUGCCCCACGGGUCAUCACAAACCAGUACAACAACCCCGCUGGACUUUACUCCUCAGAAAACAUCUCCAACUUCAAUAAUGCCCUGGAGUCAAAGACUGCAGUUAGCGGAGAGGAGACAAAUGGCAGAGUCUUAGAUCACACUCAGCCUCCAAGUGGACUUGUCAUCGGCAAAGAAUCUGAAGUAUACAAGAUGCUUCAGGAGAAACAGGAGCUGAACGAACCCCCCAAACAGUCCACUUCAUUCCUAGUUUUGCAGGAAAUCCUGGAGUCUGAAGAGAAAGGGGAUCCCAAUAAACCCUCCGGAUUCCGAAGUGUUAAGGCUCCUGUCACCAAAGUGGCUGCAUCGAUUGGAAAUGCCCAGAAGCUGCCCAUCUGUGACAAAUGUGGCACUGGCAUUGUAGGUAUGUUUGUGAAGCUGCGAGACCGCCACCGCCACCCCGAGUGUUACGUGUGCACCGACUGUGGCACCAACUUGAAACAGAAAGGCCAUUUCUUUGUGGAAGAUCAGAUCUACUGUGAAAAGCAUGCCCGGGAGCGGGUCACACCACCAGAGGGCUAUGACGUGGUCACUGUGUUCCCCAAGUGAGCCAGUGUGUCUGCAUUCAACAUUCUUCUCCAAGUAGCUCCUGGAGUGGGGUGGCUCUUGUGCUCCCCAUGCUCAGGCUCUUCUCCCCUCUCCUCUCUUGAAAGUUCUCGCUUCUUUUGGUUUUAUUCCCGCUCAUUAAACAUGGCAGCCUGCCCCCUGCCUUUGCUCACUGACUCACACCGGCUGUGUGAUACCUGCUUUUACGUUGAAGGGAAGAUUGUUUUGCCUGGUGUCACCAGGUCCUCUCUGCACAUCCGCACAUCUCUGCUGCUGGAGGAGGGCAUCGGCCACAUUUGAACCCAACAGAAUCUACUGUGUCUGACAUUGGUUUUGUUUUUACUCAAUAAAUGUAUAGAUUCGA
This is a messenger RNA of Erinaceus europaeus (western European hedgehog), 1520 nucleotides long. RefSeq names its product PDZ and LIM domain 1 (gene PDLIM1). Gene Ontology annotation, molecular function: muscle alpha-actinin binding; actin binding. Gene Ontology annotation, cellular component: adherens junction; Z disc; stress fiber. The record is from RefSeq and is a predicted model, not a curated record. The coding region runs from base 170 to 1159 and encodes 329 amino acids. NCBI's taxonomy places the organism in Eukaryota, Metazoa, Chordata, Mammalia, Eulipotyphla, Erinaceidae. The transcript has 7 exons. Gene Ontology annotation, biological process: actin cytoskeleton organization; heart development; muscle structure development.